CACUCAUGCACAUAACGUCUGCUGACAACAAACCUGACCUCCUGAGGAAUCUGGUGCCUUUCUUCCCCCCUCCUUACAUCUCAGAGAACUGCAACAAUCGGGUAAACAUGAAGCCCAAGUCUCUUCCAUCCAGGCUGUUUCAGAGAGAUUCACCUGCAACAGCAUCAGGCAAGAGUCCCAGCAGAAGUGCAGCAAAGUAUGAGCGGCAUGUGGACUGCGUUGAUCACCCAGAGCUGCUGGAUCCAUCUUUGUCCAACGACGGGCAGCAAACAGCUGACAGCAACAGGCAACACGAGAAGUGCCACAGAGAAACACUUUUCGCCUUCCUGCCAGAGAGGUACGAGCCACUGGUGGAUGAUGAGGCGAAAGCCAAGGCAAAAGAAGAGAAGAAGAAAAAGAAGAAGGAAAACUACAAAAAAGUCAAGAAGAAUGUCGGCAAGGCGCUGCGUUCCACAUGGAAGUGUUUGAUGCUUGGUCUCUACAGCUUUGCUCUCGGAUACUCCACUCCCAUCACGGUGGCUGCUACUUUUGUCCCUGACUUUCACCCGAGCAGGAACAGGACCUGAUUCGAGCUCUGUCGAUCUCCUCCACUUUGUUUUCAUACUAUAUAUACCAGUAACUCGCAGACUCUUACCAAAGACUUUAAAAGUGUGAAUAAUGAUUGUGCAAUUCAGAUUACAUUUUCAAAUUCCCUGCUUUUGCAGAUCUUACAAGAUCUACUGCAUGGUCAUAUUUGCAGAAAUAUGCAAGAUCAUAAAAUCUUAUUAAGUAUUAGGUUAACUACUGAAAACACUUGUUUUUAAAUCAAGUGUCUGCAUGUGUUCAAAGGGAUUAUGUGGGCAUGUGGAAACUAUAGCAGGGCAGCAAUAACAGGAAUAUUCACCGUAGCUGCAGGUGAGGUGAGUCAGGCCAGAGACCUCUUUAAGGGAUUUGCAAGCAGGAAAGACUCAACAAGGAGGUGAUUAUCAGUAAUACUGGAAGAGCAAGUAAACAGAAAGGAACCGGCCCAGUCCUUUUCUGGGUGACACAACUUAGGUGCUUUUUGGUGUACAAAUUCUGCUGUGAAACAAGGACAUUAACUAAAACU
Messenger RNA from Pundamilia nyererei, 1087 nucleotides. RefSeq lists its product as uncharacterized. The transcript is spliced from 2 exons. NCBI's taxonomy places the organism in Eukaryota, Metazoa, Chordata, Actinopteri, Cichliformes, Cichlidae. Bases 6 to 566 code for a protein of 186 amino acids. The record is from RefSeq and is a predicted model, not a curated record.